GUGACAUUGACACAAAGUAUGUCAUGAAUUUGAAAUUUCGUAUGAAAAUUUUGUAACUUUUCCUCACCCUAAUUAAUUCAGAAAAUGUAACGUAGAAGAAACACAAUACAAGCAAUUAAAUUUCAUAUCAUGUUCUGCAGAAAUGUUUGGUCGGCGGUGGAGUUGACGAAAAGUUGCAAGCCUGUGUUGCUGAACCAAGGCCGCAUCUCCUUCGGUCAUGCCCGCAUUCAGUUCCGACAUUCGUUCCAAAAAGCCAAGCGCAGUGUGCGGCGCGCGGCCCUGGAACCAGAUCCACUUGAACACUUAAGGAUUGAGUCCGGUCCUUUAAACGCAAAGGGCUUAGUAAGACCCUUCUUCUUUGCUGUUGGGGUAUCUGCUGCCAGUCUUGUGGGCUGUGUGAUCUGGGAAUAUGAGAACUUGCGGGCACACUCAACGAUUCUCAAGAGACCGGGGAACUGGCUGAGUGCCCAACAGAAGAAACUUAUGACACAUUUUAAAUCUGAGCCAGGCCCUAUAAAGAAAUGGUGGAACUCUCUAAGAGAAAGCGAGAAGGUGUUCUACCCUAUCCUAGCUGCGAAUGUACUGGUGUUUGGAGCCUGGCGGGUCAGGUCCCUCCAGCCGAUCAUGGUUAAAUACUUCUGUUCAAAUCCAUCGGGCAGUGCAAUAUGUUCACCAAUGCUGUUGUCUACAUUCAGUCACUAUUCAGCCCUACACUUGGCUGCAAAUAUGUAUGUCCUCUACAGCUUUAUGCCAGCUGCAAUAGCGUCAUUGGGCAAGGAGCAGUUUGUGGCCAUGUACUUGAGUGCUGGUGUCAUCAGCAGUUUCUCCAGCUUCCUAUACAAGGUGGUCUUCAAUCAGCCUGGCCUUAGUCUCGGCGCGUCGGGAGCAAUCAUGUCGGUGCUGUCAUACGUGUGCGUACAGUACCCCGACACCAGGCUUAGCAUAAUAUUCCUGCCUAUGUAUACAUUUGCUGCUGGCACAGCCAUAAAAGCUAUAAUGAGCGUGGACUUAGCUGGAGUACUCCUAGGAUGGAAGUUCUUUGAUCAUGCAGCUCAUCUUGGUGGAGCUCUGUUUGGAAUAGCGUGGUGCCACUGGGGAGGCACUCACAUUUGGGCGAACCGCGACAAGUUCCUACAGUAUUACCACGCGCUCAGGAGAAGCGACACUGGGAGAUAGUAAAAUAUGUUGUAAGAAAAGUGAAACAAAUGUAUCUAUGACAAAACUAUAAGACAGAUUUCCAAAAGUUAAGCUAUUUUUAUCGCUGUUAGAAAUAUACCUUUUUAGCUUUAUAAAUGUUUUGUGAUUUCA
Molecule: messenger RNA, 1308 nt
Organism: Ostrinia furnacalis (Asian corn borer)
Lineage: Eukaryota; Metazoa; Arthropoda; Insecta; Lepidoptera; Crambidae
Gene: rho-7
Product: rhomboid family intramembrane serine protease rho-7
Exons: 9
Coding region: 130-1176 (348 amino acids)
Cellular component (GO): membrane
Molecular function (GO): serine-type endopeptidase activity
Source: RefSeq, a predicted model, not a curated record